Messenger RNA from Auxenochlorella protothecoides, 231 nucleotides. RefSeq lists its product as hypothetical. The transcript has a single exon. The record is from RefSeq and is a predicted model, not a curated record. NCBI's taxonomy places the organism in Eukaryota, Viridiplantae, Chlorophyta, Trebouxiophyceae, Chlorellales, Chlorellaceae. Bases 1 to 231 code for a protein of 76 amino acids.
AUGCGCUGCGUCCGACCGUGGACGACGUCGUCGCAGUCGUCACCGAGUCGCGCACCGUCGGCGACCUGUUUGCCAACUUCCACGCCAUCCGUAUGGUGGAGGAGUUUGAGCGGCGAAAGCAGGCUGGCCGGGCGGAUGCGGAUGCGGCACUGCAACCACUUGACAAGACUUUUUUUUACAGGUGGGCCUCCUGUGUGUUGGGGGUGGGAUGUGGGUGGGCUUAUCUUGUAG